Strongylocentrotus purpuratus (purple sea urchin) is the source of this 1160-nucleotide messenger RNA. RefSeq names its product LDLR chaperone boca-like. Lineage: Eukaryota; Metazoa; Echinodermata; Echinoidea; Camarodonta; Strongylocentrotidae. Bases 106 to 699 code for a protein of 197 amino acids. Gene Ontology annotation, biological process: protein folding. The transcript is spliced from 3 exons. The record is from RefSeq and is a predicted model, not a curated record.
UAGUAGGCCGAGGUCGAAAGCUUGUGCAUUGUAUUUUGCGACCGGAUUUGCUGGAGUAGUGCUGCCCGCUGAUCUGCUCUGAACGUCAAUACAUUCUCAAGAACAAUGUCAAAGUCUACUUUUUUAAUUGUGGUCUUUCUCGUCACUUUUCUAGCAACAACAUAUUGUGGCGAUGCUUCAGAAGAGGAGGAGGAUGGUCCGUCACAGAAGUGGAAGAAGAAAGAUAUUCGAGAUUACAAUGAUGCAGAUCUGGAAAGAUUGUUCGAUCAGUGGGAGGAAGACGAAGAGAAAGAUCCCGAUGACUUGAUGGAACAUGAAAGACCAGCACCAAAGAUCGACUUCUCCAAGAUGGAUCCCAGCAAUCCUGAGAGUAUCCUUCAGAUGAGCAAGAAGGGCAAGACCCUGAUGAUGUUUGUGACUGUCUCAGAGGAUCCAACUAAGGAGGAAGCAGAAACCAUCACCCAGCGAUGGCAAGAUCAGCUAUUCAAUGCAAACUAUCAAAUCCAGAGAUACAUGGUGGACAGCAACAGGGCCAUCUUCCUCACCAAAGAUGGUGCCACUGCUUGGGAGAUGAAAAACUUUCUCUUAGAACAGGAUCGAUGCCAGGAGGUGACUAUCGACAACAAGAGCUAUUAUGGCAAGGGCUCUGGAAGGAUGGAUGAAAACAAACCUGCAGGGGAAAGAAGAUUCAAAGAGUAAGACAAAGAAAGAAAGGGGAAGAAGAAGAAGAAGGAAACUAAAAUCGAAAAUAAUAAGACAGAAUUGUAAGUAGAUAGCAAAAGAAUAAAACACUUUCAUGUACUUUUGUGUUUCUUAAUGUCUUGUGUAAGUUCUGUAACACAAGUGUAUUGUGUGUAUUGUCUCUAUUGUGAACACAUUCUCUUUUGACAGUGAUACAAUCAUGAUUUGAUUGUGAGAGCUUAGAGCAAUAACUUUUUUGAAUAUGCUGUAAACAUUUCAUAAACUAUAUAUUUUCAUAAGGUGUAUCAAAUGAAUUGAAUAAUGAUUUUUUGUUUGUAUUUAUGAAAUGUAUUCCUUCCAUUUCCAUAUGCACCCUAUAUAAUCAAUGGUUAGUGAUGCACAUCUGCUUUCUCGUCAUGUUUUUGUCAUAACUGUCUUAUUAGUACCAGGUUGCUUUCUGAUCAUGCUUUUGGAAUUGC